This is a messenger RNA of Ichthyophthirius multifiliis, 1434 nucleotides long. RefSeq lists its product as hypothetical. Lineage: Eukaryota; Ciliophora; Oligohymenophorea; Hymenostomatida. Gene Ontology annotation, cellular component: membrane. Gene Ontology annotation, biological process: potassium ion transport. The transcript is spliced from 2 exons. Gene Ontology annotation, molecular function: voltage-gated potassium channel activity. The record is from RefSeq and is a predicted model, not a curated record.
AUGGUACAUCACCUAAUUUAUUUGAUUUAGCAACUAGAGACCGUCCUUCAGUAAAAAAGGUACUUUUUCCACUAAGCAAAAAAGAUCUAUUUAUAAAUAAAGACACUAAUAACGUUCCCUUUCCUUUAAUACAUAUUGAAAGUAAUUUUUUAAAAAUUUGGAGACCAUUAUAAGUAAUUAUUUUUAAAAAAAAACUUAAAAAGUAAAAAUAAAUUCUUAUAAAUAAAGGCAAUAUUUAUUAUUUACACAGUAAUUUUUAACCCAUAUACAAUAGCAUUCGACGAAGAUUAAAAUGACAUAUUUAAUAAUUUAUAAAAUAUAGUAGAUAUAUUUUUUUGGAUUGACUUGUUUGUGAAUAUGUUCUCUACAUACUAUGAUGAUGAUAAAUAAGUUGUUUUAAGUAUAAAAACUGUUUUAUGUACAUAUUUUAAAACUUGGUUUAUAAUAGAUUUCUUGUCAUGUUUUCCUUUCGACCUUUUGGCUUAAAAUAUUUUCGAAAUGGAUAAUAAUGAUGCGAAAUAUUCUUUAAAAAUAUUUAAAAUUUCGCGUUUUCCAAGACUUUAUAAAAUAUUAAAAAUAACCAAAAUUUUUAAAAUUAAUCUGUAUAUUAACAAUAGUUAAAUUUUAAACUAUUUAUCUAUAAAUACAGGUUUUGUUAGAAUUUUUAGUCUAUUUUUUUAACUUACAAUUCUUAUACAUGUAAUAAGCUGUGUCUGGUAUUAUUAGGCUAAACUUUUAGAUUUUUGCGAAUAAACAUGGGUAUAUAGAAAUCAAAUGAUUAGCGAAACAAAUAAAACACUUUAUAUUACUUCUAUAUACUAUGUAAUUACAACUAUUACAACAGUAGGUUAUGGAGAUAUAACAUCUUUUUCUUAACCUGAAAUAAUAAUAUCAAUUAUCUUAAUGCUUUUAGGGGUAGGCUUUUAUUCGAUUUUAAUCGGAAUAUUGGUUUCUGUAUUAUAAUAUAUGGACAUAAAAGAUAAUAAUUUAUAAAAGAAAAUAUUAACAAUGAAUGAUUUUUGUAAUGAAAUGAACGUGGGAGUUUUUUUAAAAAACAAACUAAGAGAUUACAUUUAAUAUUCAAUGGACAAAAACUGCUUUUAGUGGGCUAAUUAAAGUCGUAUUUUUGAUUAACUUCCUAUUAGUUUAAGAUAUGAAAUAUGUAUGAAUAUACACGGAGGUGUUAUUAGAAAAUUCAAUAUUUUCUAUUUAGAAGCUGAUUAACUUUUCAUGGUUAAAAUAGUACCACUUUUAUAGCCUAUUAAAUUUUAAAAAGGCGAAGUUAUUUGGUAAGAUGGAGAUGAUCCUGAUUCUUGUAUAUAUUUUUAUUAAUUUAUAUAAAUAUUUUUUAUUAAUAAAAUAAAAGUAUAUUUACUUAGCUCAGGAAGAAUAAAUUUUUAAAAAAUAUUAUUAAAAAAAUAGUGUAAAUAAUGA